This is a messenger RNA of Dioscorea cayenensis subsp. rotundata (Guinea yam), 2218 nucleotides long. Its product is annotated as C-terminal binding protein AN-like. The coding region runs from base 16 to 2037 and encodes 673 amino acids. The record is from RefSeq and is a predicted model, not a curated record. Gene Ontology annotation, biological process: microtubule cytoskeleton organization. The transcript is spliced from 7 exons. NCBI's taxonomy places the organism in Eukaryota, Viridiplantae, Streptophyta, Magnoliopsida, Dioscoreales, Dioscoreaceae. Gene Ontology annotation, molecular function: NAD binding.
UACAUCUCUAUAUAUAUGACCCAUUUCGAGCCCAAUUCCAUCUCUCUUCUCUUUCUCCUUCUCCAGCUCCGACCUUCCUUCUCUCCGAGCUCCGGCCAUGGCGCCGGCGAGAUGACCACUGCUAACGCAGCCACAUCACUGCCUCCCAACCCCAAUCCCAUGGCCACCCUCCCCCUCGUUGUCUCUCUCAACUGUCUUGAAGACCCUGCUCUCGAGGAGGAAACCCUCGCUGGCCUCGCCACCGUCGAGCACGUCGGGCUCUCCCACGUCUCCGAUGGCCGGAUCGAUUCCGCCGCUGCCGUCCUCCUCCACUCCCUUGCCUUCCUCCCUCGCGCUGCUCAGCGUCGCCUCCAGCCCUGGCAACUCAUUCUCUGCCUCGGCUCCACUGACCGCGUCGUUGACUCCUCCCUUGCCUCAGAUCUCGGCCUCCGCCUUGUUCACGUUGACUCCGGCCGCGCCGAGGAGGUCGCCGAUACUAUCAUGGCUCUGUUCCUCAGUCUUCUACGCCGGACUCACCUGCUUUCUCGGCAGUCCUCUUCGGCCGCCUCCGGGUGGCUCGGGUCCAUCCAGCCAUUUUGCCGAGGGAUGCGUCGAUGCCGGGGGCUUGUGCUUGGGAUUAUCGGGAGAUCCGCUUCCGCUAGGUGUUUGGCCACCAGGAGCCUUGCUUUCAAGAUGAGGGUUCUUUACUUUGAUUUCCAUGAGGGUGGUAAGGGUAAAUCAAGGCGACUGCCUUCUACAUUCCCUCCUGCUGCUCGUAGAAUGGACACACUCAAUGAUCUUCUGGCAGCUAGUGACCUUGUUUCGCUUCAUUGCUCUUUAACAGAUGAUACUAUGCAUCUCAUUAAUGCCGAUCGCUUGCAGCACUUAAAGCCUGGAGCAUUCAUCGUGAACACAGGCAGUAGUCAGCUGAUAGAUGACUGUGCCCUUAAACAGUUGUUAAUUGAUGGCACCAUAGCUGGUUGUGCAUUGGAUGGUGCUGAGGGGCCACAGUGGAUGGAAGCAUGGGUGAGAGAAAUGCCGAAUGUGUUGAUUCUUCCUCACAGUGCAGAUUAUAGUGAAGAAGUGUGGAUGGAAAUAAGGGAGAAAGCCAUCUCUUUGUUGCAUUCAUUUUUCCUUGAUGGAGUUAUUCCAAAGAAUUCUAUCUCGGAUGAAGACGAAGAACCUAGUGAAACUGGUUAUGAAGAUGACGUGUCAGAUAAACGAGCUAAGGAAAGUAUUCUUCGAAUUUGUGAUGAUCGGAUGACAGAUGAAAGCCAUUUAAGUGCAGCAUUCAGUGAGAAAAAAGGUCUACAUGAAACAAAUGACCCUGAGAGUUCAGCUCUGUCUCAGAAUAUUCCAAGAUCUGAGAGGAGGCGUAGUCGAUCAGGUAAGAAGGGUAAGAAGAGACCUGCUCAUCGGCGGUCCCGACAGAAGUCAGAUGAAUUUUUGGCUGCAGAAAGAGACAGCAACUCCAUCUCACGCAGAGAUAAUGAUACCGUUAUGUGUGGCAGGGACCAAGUUUUGAGUUCUAGUUCCCGAUUUGCAUCCCCAGAAGAUUCCAGGAGUAAAGAAUCACGUCUUCUUGAACCCAAGUUGGAAUUGUCAUCUGGGAAACAGGCUCCAUUCAAUGCAGGACUCGGUAGAAAUUCUGGUGAACUGCUGAAAGAUGGCUUUGUUAUUGCUUUACAUGCUAGAGAUCACCCUGGUUUCCAUGUAUCCAGACAGAGGGUUCCAGGUGGUGGAUGGUUCCUCGAUACUAUGUCUAACAUAACAAAAAGGGAUCCUGCUGCUCAGUUCCUUGUUGCAUUUAAAAGCAAGGACGAACUUGGAUUGCGUUCAUUCACUGCUGGUGGGAAGCUGCUGCAGAUAAAUAGAAGAAUGGAAUUUGUAUUUGCAAGCUACAGUUUUGAUGUGUGGGAGAGUUGGAUGUUAGAAGGUUCUUGGUUGGAUGAAUGCAGACUUGUCAAUUGCAGAAACCCAUUGGCCAUUUUGGAUGUACGCAUUGAGAUCCUUGCAACUGUGGGCGAAGAUGACGGCAUUACUCGAUGGCUGAACUAAAGAAAAUCGAAUUGAUCCGUGCUUUCAUUUUCACCACUUAUCAUCUUUAUCUACUCUGUAAAGUUACCAAUUUUGAACAUAUGUUGAAUUAAAUGUAUCCUCAACAUGAUGUGUAAUUCUUAUUGUUGUUGUUUCCAAAUGAACGCCCAUGAUUUGAGUAAAUUUUUUUUUGUUGUUGUUG